Phytophthora sojae is the source of this 948-nucleotide messenger RNA. RefSeq lists its product as hypothetical. Lineage: Eukaryota; Oomycota; Peronosporomycetes; Peronosporales; Peronosporaceae. The record is from RefSeq and is a predicted model, not a curated record. The transcript has a single exon. The coding region runs from base 1 to 948 and encodes 315 amino acids.
AUGCGAGAAGAGAUGGAGGCGCUCGAGCGACAGCGCACGAGGCUCAAGAAGGAAGCGCUGACGCAGAACCCGGCGCUGCUGGACACCAUGUCGCUCAUCGACCAGCUCCGCCAGGAGCAGCAGGAGCUGCGCAAAAAGCUGCACGCCUACGACAUGCAGAACAGCACGUACCAGACCAUCGUGUCCGAGUACGGGUCCAACUCGUCGUCGUCCGGGGUGGCGGAUGCUGCGGAGGACGCGGACGCUAACGAGGACCGACUGGCGGAAGCACCCAUCUUCCAGCGCGUGCUCUUCCGCCGGCCGAUGGCUCUGGAGGCCGUCAUGGCCUGCGUGAAGGAGAGCUACGAGGCCAUCAUGGCGUUCCGCGCCGAGCGCGACUUUGAGACGCUGGACACGGAGGUGCUGGGCUGGAGCGACAAGCGCAUCCUGAACGCGAGGUCGAUGCGCUUCAUGCUGUCGCAGCAGUUCGAGUACGUGCCGCCAUCGGAGCUGGUGUACAAGACGUGGAACCUGCUGACGAACCUGAAGCUGUACCGCCACAUGCAGCCGCGCACCGUGGCGCUGGAGCUGCUGCAGCGCGUGACGGAGGACUGCGUGAUCGUGCGGCUGAGCGUGAGCAACGGCGACAAGGUGCACCACUCGAUCCUGCUGAUCGCGCGCGGCCGCAUCGACGGCGGCUACCUGAUCACGUACCGCUCGAUCCCGCUGUCCGAGGGCCAGCGGCAGUUCGCCGCCACGGAGAGCAACUACGUGCACCUCUUCAACUGGUACAUGUUCCUGGAGAAGACGACGCCCGCGGGCGUGCCGGCGUGCGAGGUCACGUUCGGCGGCGGCGUUGAGAACCAGCCGAUGGAGUAUCUGCGGUACCUGAUGAUGGAGGUGGUGGCGGGCGUGGUGCGCUGGCAGACGGCCGUGGGGCACAACAAGUUCCGGCUGACCCACAGCUGA